AGGAGGAGCAUCCCGCACCGCAUCGCACUAGGUCUCGAACAUUCCUUUUUCUCUCCCUUGCUUGGGGAAGAAGAAGAAGAAGAAGAAGAGAGGGCGAGCGCCCCCGCCUCCCGACGCCGUCGCCCCUCGCCGCCGAUCUGAUCUCAGGAGCCAGCGAAGAUGCAUUCCACCAAUCUGCUCCUCGAGGAGCCCAUCCGGAUGGUCUCCAUCCUCGAGCCAUCCAAGCCGAACUUCUUCCCGGCGAUGACGAAGAUUGUGGGGACGCUGGGUCCGAAGUCCCGGUCCGUUGAGGCCAUCUCCGCCUGUCUAAAGGCCGGCAUGUCUGUGGCCCGUUUCGAUUUCUCGUGGGGGGAUGCCGCGUACCACCAGGAGACACUCGAGAACCUCAAGCUCGCCAUCAAGGCCACCAAGAAGCUAUGUGCUGUUAUGCUCGACACUGUUGGCCCUGAGUUGCAAGUGGUGAACAAGAGUGAAGUCACAAUCUCGCUUGAAGAGAACGAGUCUGUUGUUCUCACCCCUCACCAGGGCCAGGAGGCCUCUUCCAAGUUGCUCCCUAUCAACUUCGCUGGACUCGCCAAGGCUGUGAAGCCCGGAGCCACAAUAUUCGUUGGGCAAUAUUUGUUCACGGGCAGUGAGACUACAUCAGUUUGGCUGGAGGUUUCUGAAGUUCAAGGGGAUGACGUGGUUUGCGUGAUCAAGAACUCAGCUACCCUGGCUGGGUCACUCUUCACAUUGCACUGCUCCCAGAUCCAUAUCGACAUGCCCACGCUGUCUGAUGAGGAUAAAGAUGUUAUGAAAAAAUGGGGUGCUCCAAACAAGAUUGACUUCCUCUCUCUUUCUUAUACAAGGCAUGCAGAAGAUGUGCGGCAAGCACGGGAGUUCCUCUCUAAGUUAGGUGAUCUUAGCCAAACUCUGAUUUUUGCCAAAAUUGAGAAUGUGGAGGGCUUGAACCAUUUUGAUGAGAUCCUGGAGGAAGCGGAUGGUAUCAUUCUGUCAAGAGGGAACCUUGGAAUUGAUCUUCCACCUGAAAAGGUGUUCUUAUUUCAGAAGUCUGCUCUGCACAAGUGCAACAUGGCUGGAAAGCCUGCUGUUGUUACUCGUGUUGUGGACAGUAUGACGGACAACCUAAGGCCUACUCGUGCGGAGGCAACUGAUGUGGCAAAUGCGGUGCUGGACGGUAGUGAUGCCAUUCUCCUUGGUGCUGAGACUCUCCGUGGGUUGUAUCCAGUCGAGACUAUUUCAACAGUGGGCAGAAUUUGUGCUGAGGCUGAGAAGGUCUUCAACCAAGAUUUGUAUUUCAAGCGAACCGUGAAAUAUGUGGGAGAACCCAUGACCCACUUGGAGUCUAUUGCUUCCUCUGCAGUGCGGGCUGCUAUUAAAGUUAAGGCUUCGGUCAUCAUUUGCUUCACUUCAUCUGGACGGGCUGCAAGGCUAAUUGCCAAGUACAGGCCCACCAUGCCUGUCCUGUCCGUUGUCAUUCCUCGUCUGAAAACAAAUCAAUUGAAGUGGAGCUUCACAGGUGCAUUUGAGGCAAGACAAUCACUCAUAGUUAGAGGCCUCUUUCCCAUGCUUGCUGAUCCACGUCAUCCGGCUGAAUCUACUAGCACUACAAAUGAAUCAGUGUUGAAGGUUGCUCUUGACCACGGCAAAGCAUCUGGUGUGAUCAAGUCGCAUGACCGUGUCGUCGUGUGCCAGAAAGUGGGAGAUUCCUCUGUCGUGAAGAUCAUUGAGCUAGACGACUAGGCAAAAUUAGCCUUUGCUCAGGGCUUGCCAGAUUUUUGACUAGGCCAAAACGUUGCUUGGUGGCUAUGUAUAAUUCUAUCUAUAGUUUUGCAAAACGAGCAGUUUUUCCUAUGGUGUCAUCAUAGGAUCCGCGGUUAUCAUUCUGAAACCUACGCUAGUUAUUAUGGAUAUGUCCUCAGAUUUUACUGCAGUGUAGCGAGUAAAUGAUCUGAUGGAAUAAUGAUAUCAAAACUUUGUGACCCUUAUUGUUGUCGCUAAGCCUAUGUUCCCAUUUACAGAUUUGGGUGUGAUCCUGAGGUUUUAGGAUGUUCUUAUCA
Molecule: messenger RNA, 2060 nt
Organism: Triticum dicoccoides
Lineage: Eukaryota; Viridiplantae; Streptophyta; Magnoliopsida; Poales; Poaceae
Product: pyruvate kinase 1, cytosolic
Exons: 16
Coding region: 160-1743 (527 amino acids)
Biological process (GO): glycolytic process
Molecular function (GO): potassium ion binding; magnesium ion binding; pyruvate kinase activity
Source: RefSeq, a predicted model, not a curated record